Messenger RNA from Linepithema humile (Argentine ant), 6581 nucleotides. RefSeq lists its product as uncharacterized. Gene Ontology annotation, molecular function: heme binding; peroxidase activity. Gene Ontology annotation, biological process: response to oxidative stress. Lineage: Eukaryota; Metazoa; Arthropoda; Insecta; Hymenoptera; Formicidae. The record is from RefSeq and is a predicted model, not a curated record.
GCUAUUUGGAACACGGCCGAUCAGUUCCUUCGGCGCCUUCGCACCGUGGACGCGGACACGCUAACGUCCUUUGUCGCCGAUUUCAAACCCGUACCGAAUCGGGCGAAAGAGACGCUGAAGAAAACCGCGAAAAAUCGCGCGACGCACCGUUUUUGCGAAUCGAUACAAACGGAGAGAACCGACGUGCUCGUCGAGCUUUUGUGAACCUCUUGCGAAGAAACGGAAUCGGCCCCGAGGGAUGUUUCGUGAGAUAGUUCGGGAUAGUUCAUGAUAAAGCUUGGAAUCGAUCGAUUUAUCUCAUUGAAAGAAUUCACCGGCACCAGAAAGGUUUUCGACAAUAGCACGAGACAAUAUCAGCAACAAUACAAUGUCGGAAGGUUGCACGAGUUGCAGAGGCGCGAAUUACGCGAGCGGCACUUUGCAGUUAGGCACGACUCCCGGUGGCAACACCGGAAGCUCGUCGUCUACUCCUGCAACGGCAUGUGUAACUACAAGAAGAGUCCAGGUUCGCGCAAAAGUGCUAUACGGCACGGGCAAAGCGAUAGCGAGCUUGCAAGCGCAGGAGAAAGCGGCCAGACACUGACAAGCAUCAUCCUCUCUUCUCUCUCCUGCGCAUUGUCAUCAAAGUCAGGGAAGGAAAAUGAUAAAGAAGAAUCUUAUCAAAGCCAAGCAUCGAAUCUCGCAGUUAGCAUUUCUGGCAAAAGCGAGCAAUCGCUUUCCACAUCAACAGACGUUCUGGGGAGAAGAGUAAAUAUUUUAUCGGAGUACAAUCCUUUAACCCCGGAUAUCCAGGAAAGCAACGCAAAUAGUUCGUAUCCUGUCAAAGUAGCGCGCUCGAAAUACGUACAGAAGUUGCCGGAGGAAGAGAUAGGAGAGGUAGCAACGGAUGUGUUACAACCUAAAGAUUCCGACGGAAUUACGUACAUUCUUGCAAAAGAGACGAAUCAAACGAGAGAUGGAAUUCGACAUGGAUUUUUAAACGCAUCGCGCAUUUCUGAAGGCUUUGCGACACUGGGAUCAACGGAAAGGAAAAGAAAAAAUGAAGAAGGUGGAAAGACAGAGAAUAAACUCGCGCAAGAAAAAGAAUCCUUGGCCAAACCGCCGAAUGAUACGGAUAUAAAUAAUAUUUCGAAAUUAUCGAGCAAUGCAACAGAUAACACAUUGCAGAAAAGAAAAUUUCUUCAAGAACAAAACAGUAGCUUUCAAGUGAAUAAAAAUUCUAACAGCGCUGACACAUUUCCGGCGACGAAACACCUCGCUGAGAACUCGAGCGAGAGUUCGGUCCGAUUGACCAACGUGAUCGCGGAUUCAAAAGUUGAAGACCAAACUCUGAAAAGUCGCACUGACCAAGAGAACUGGGAAUCCAGGGAAGAUUAUCUGAUGGAAGCUGCGAGUUUCGGACUGCAAGCCAUGCACAAUCUCUAUUACAUCCAGGAACCUAAAUUAUAUUCAAUGGGUCUCUAUCUUGGAAGCGACAAUCCAGCGAGAUAUGUAGCAGCGUUUAACGAUCAGUCGGAAGAAGCGAGAGAUCUCGCGAGAUUCGGAUACGCAGCCCUUCAAAGCACCACCAUGUUCUUAAAAAGGUUUCCCGACGCGCCGUUAGAAUUAUCUUUAUCCCGAAGUAAGUUCACUCGAAGAACCUUGUUGGAACAACAAUGCCCACGGAGAGAUCCACCUCGAUGCCCACCGGCUAGCCUACGAUACAGAACCUCUGACGGCAGCUGUAAUAAUCUGCAGAAUCUUUGGUGGGGUUCCGCAAUGUCCGCUAUGCAAAGAUUUCUGCCACCGGAAUAUCAUGACGGCGUACAAAGCAUCAGGAAAACAAAAAAUGAAAGACCACUGCCAAGCGCGCGAGAGAUCACGAAUGAAAUCCACGAAGAGAAGGACGUACCUCUGGCUUCUAUUACUCACAUGCUAAUGCAAUGGGGACAAUUCGUAGAUCACGAUUUAGCAGCGACCGGACAAAGCAGAGGAUUCAACGGCACAGUGCCGCAGUGUUGUUUGCGAGGAGGUGUCGGUUUUCAAUCGCCAGAAUUGAUGCAUCCAGAGUGUCUACCGAUAGCAGUAAAUCUACGCGACAGUUUCUAUGGUCCUCUGGGCGUAAGGUGUUUGGAAUUUCUCAGAAGCGGACCGGCUCCUAAAGAGGGCUGCGAAUUCGGCCCCAGAGAGCAAUUGUCCCAGGUGACUAGUUACUUAGAUGCCUCCAUGGUUUAUAGCAGCAAUGCCAUGCAGAGUGAUAGUCUGAGGAUAUUCCGGAACGGCCUGCUGCAAUACGGCAGAAUUCAAUCGCGAAAACCUUUGUUGCCGAAACGCGAAUCCGAUCUAUGCAAACGCGGAUCGCUAUCGACAACGUGCUUCCGAGCCGGUGACGGACGUCUCAGCGAGCAACCGGCUCUCACAUCUCUGCACAUCGUCUUUCUGCGAUUGCACAACAGAAUAGCUACGGAACUAUCGGCCCUAAACUCCCACUGGAGCGACGAGAAACUUUUUCAAGAAACUCGAAGGAUCGUCGGCGCUGUGGUUCAGCAUAUAACUUAUCGAGAAUUUCUACCGAUCAUUCUUGGUCCCCAAGUGAUGAAAAUCUUUGACCUGGAAGUUCUGAAAAAAGGUUACUACGAAGGGUACGAUCCGACCGUAAAUCCCACCAUUGCAAACUCAUUUGCUACAGCAGCUUAUCGAUUCGGCCAUUCUUUGGUUCAACGGAGUUUCAUUAGAUUUGAUAGCAAUCACCAACCGAUAUUGAAUAAUGUCUCGAUUCACGACGAAUUCAGCAAUCCCGCGAACCUGGAGGCUAGCGGCUCCGUCGAUCGUCUUGUCCUGGGCCUAGUGAAUCAACCGUGCCAGAGGCGGGACGUAUUCAUAAGCGAGGAGAUGACGAAUCAUCUCUUUCAAACGCCCGCAUUCGCAUUCGGCAUGGAUCUGGCGUCCCUCAACAUCCAACGGGGCAGGGAUCACGGUCUACCGCCUUACGUGCGAUGGCGCGAGCCGUGCAGCUUGUCACCGAUAAGAACCUUCGAAGAUCUCGAUAAAGUGAUGUCGCCGAACACAGUGAGGAAAUUUAGAUCGCUGUACGCGUCAGUGGAUGAUAUCGAUCUGUACACGGCCGGCCUGGCGGAAAAGUCAGUGGUCGGCGGUCUGAUCGGGCCGACCUUCGCCUGCAUAAUCGGCCAGCAAUUUAGCAAUCUGCGACGCGGCGAUCGAUUUUGGUACGAAAAUCCCGAAAGCGAGAGCAGCUUCAACGCCGGUCAGCUGCAGCAGAUCAGACGAGUCACUCUCGCUCAGGUGCUCUGCCGUACGAUGGACAGCAUCGAGACUAUACAACCGUUCGUCUUCCUCGCGGCAGACGCGUUGAAGAACCAGCGUCUCUCCUGCGACGAUCCGACCAUCGGGCAAUUGAAUCUCGAAUUCUGGGCCGAACGGCCGUCCGAAUUCAGAAGCAACGACAACGACGACGACCCGCAGAAGACUAAACGAACAACGAUCGACAUAAACACUCCCGAAUCUAGAGUGAAAGGGGAGAACGCUAAUUCGCAGAGAAAGCAUAAUGAAGAACAGGCGAAGAUCACAUCUCAGAAGCCUUUCAAGACCGGCGUCAAUCAGAACAAUAAAAUCGUGGUGAAGAGACCGUUCGGACGUCCCGACAACGGCAACAUCACAAUCAUGGUGCAGAAUCACGCGGUGAACUCGCCUGUCUUCGUGAACGAAGGUAUUUACGGUUCGCACAUCAGAAUACAAGAACAACCCACCGUCAAACCAACCUCGAAUCAAGCGAGUAAUCAUCCCGCGCAUCGGCCGCCAGGAAAACCCAUACCGAUCGUUAUUCCUCACUUGGCGAAUUUUCACUCGACAGAUCAUUCCCCGUAUGUUCCUUACGCUUUCAACGAUCCCAGCAAUCCGAAUCCGCUCGCUUACGGAUACAGAUCGCCCGCCGCCGCCGCCCCGCAAGACGAUGUCUUCUACGACAACUAUCCACCCACCAGUCCCAGGCCUACUCUCUACACUUAUUACACGAGUUUCCAGCAGAAGCCUACGCGAAUACCCGAUCACAAGAUCGACGGUUAUUUGAUCAACUAUGGACCCGGCUAUCACGAGCACGGCUCACUUCCGGCGCAUACUCAUGAAAGACCGAAACCUCCAGUACAUUCUGGUCCCCAUUAUGAUUCAAAUAGUGAGCAGAAACCGAAUUACAGCAGUUUUAAACCUCCGGCAAACACACGGCCGAUUUCUGUACAGAAUUAUGCAUCGCAUGAUGAAUCUCAUCACACGCACAAGCCAAGUUACGGCGUGCAGAAACCUCCGACGACCACGCGACCGAAUCUCCGGCCGAAUUAUGAAUCGAAUAAUGGACUCUAUCAGGGACAAAAACCAGAUUAUAAUAGACCCAAACCUCCCGCCAACUUGCGACCGAAUGAUGAAUCGCACCAGAAACCGGUUUAUAGUGGAUUUAUAUCUCUAGCAAUCUCGCGACCAGAUUCCAGACCGGAUCUUCUAUAUGGCACACAAAAACCAGGCAGUGCUGGAAAUCCACACUUUCAAAGUGGAGUUCACGACUUGAAUAACAGACCGAGCGAAGGUUACCCUGGUAAUCUAAACAAACCGCAGGGACAAUGGAGCUCAAACGGUUAUUCGAAAAGACCUGACGACAAGCUGUACGACGAUGACGAUCCCGAUGCGUACCGGAAGAGGCCAAGCGUCAAACCACCGAGCUAUAGCACUGAAAGUUUUUCGGUAUCGAGCAACAAGCCAAGCGAAUAUAAUUCUCAAUUUUGGAAAGAAGCGUCGCCUGCUACUAUCAAGGAUUCCGCGCAAGAUAGAUUGUACGGAUCCGUUCCAACGUUUUCUGGAACGAAUACUCCUUCUUAUCAAAAAGGCACAUUGUUCCCCGCGAAUCACGACAAUUAUAAUCGAUAUUCCGAUGCUACAUCGAUUCAUCAAAAGAUAGCGUCCUCUACGCCGAGUAGUCGGCCAAAUACCGCGUCCUAUGUAAAAGAAAGCGGCACUCGGCUUCCUCAAAGCGACACUUUUACUCUAUACAGUUCUUCGUCCUCUCAGAAACCGACAAGUGAUCCAAGCUAUCAAAAAGAUGAUCAAUCGCAACUGCCUUUCUACUUGAAAGAAUCGGUCGACAGACCACACAGUACUACAGGAUUUUUAUAUGACGAAACAUAUAAAAAUCCUACGAAACCGCCUUAUUUAAAGGAUCAAUUUGCAUCCAGUACUCCACUUCGACCAGAAACUUCGACGAUUGGUUUUCAAGUGCACAAACAGGAGGAAAAUCUCAGUUCGAGGCCAACGAAAGUACACAGCGUCACGAUUGUCACCGAAACGAUCGAAACUAUUCAUCAUCCCGGUCAAUCCGGAUACAUACCUCAGCACAGGGUUACCAGCGAGAUUCCAAGACCACUGGCGCAGCAGAUAAAAAGCAAUGUUCCAAUUGCCAAGAAACCUGGACAGUAUUAUUACGAAAAAAACGUGCUGCAUCGAUAUCCGGGUGAAGUCGUCGAUCAAAUUCCCAAAAGUAAUCAUUAUUCGACAGACAAACCUAACGGAACGCUCGUUCAAGAUCAAACAACUGCGUCUGAAAUAGCAGCAGAAACAUCGAUUACUGAUGAUUCCGUAACGAGCUCUGGAGUAAUUCAAGGCGAUGAAAAUAAAUUGACAACGACGCCAACACUCGUCAUUGCUAAUGAUAAUAAGAGAGGUGAUGUAACAGAAGACCUUGCACGCACUUUCUCAGCAGACGUAGAAAAUGUUGCACUAGCUGACGUUCCCAUAAGAAUAAAUUAUUGGAUGAAUCCACAAGAAGAUCUGAAUUUACCAUCGAUGCUGGAAAUGCCCGAAAUUCUAUCCGAUGAAUUCACGAACGACAAGGAAUUACCCAAGCCCAUUAAAUCGAGCAGUCACGCUACUUAAAAAUUCUACGCAUUUCAAUUCGUCCUCCGAACUUUCGAUUCUCAAAUAAAAUCGUUAAAAAGUUUUAGAAUUAUCUACCUAUUUUGCUUAUUAUCGAACAUCGUCGCAUUCACGUUUACAAUGCAAGAAAGUGUGAAAAUGUUAAACUUAUAAUAGAUUACAGAAUAUUUAUUAAUAAUUUAGACGUUGCUUUAAUUUUUUUAGAAAAUAAAUAAGUAAAGAUAAAUAAGUAAGCAUUUAUCAUGCGAAAUAUUUGCAGAGUGUCCCAAACCAACAGUAUCGCCCGUUAAUAACAGAUUUCUGAAGUCAUUUAGAGACCGAGAAAUUUUUAUAACAAAAUGUCAAGGCUACAGUAGUUUUUAAAUGCAAAGUGUUUAAAAUUGCGCAAUUUGACUAUCAACAAUUCACGCGCUCAGGCAUGUCGCAUAAUUUUUAUAUCCAUACCAUAUAAGAAACCUCAGAAAUCUACUAUUAACGAGUGACAUUUUACAUUAUUUUGAAAUCUACUUUCUCACAAUAAUAUUAAAAUAAAAUUCACUUACCAGCAUAAAGAGCUACUUGUUCACAAGUAGAUCUGCAACAUACAAAGUACAUUCAAAUUAAAGCAGCGUUUGAAAUAAUUAUUUGACAAAUAAUUAUUACGCGCAUUAAACUUUUACUUAAUCUUU